Molecule: messenger RNA, 280 nt
Organism: Aspergillus vadensis CBS 113365
Lineage: Eukaryota; Fungi; Ascomycota; Eurotiomycetes; Eurotiales; Aspergillaceae
Exons: 1
Coding region: 30-221 (63 amino acids)
Source: RefSeq, a predicted model, not a curated record
GGAGCAGCCCGCAGCUCCAUCGCCAGAUCAUGCGCUUUUACUGUUUUCGGCUGAGUCUGGCCGCUCUCUUCAUUUGCAUUGCCCUACUUACUGUAGCUUCUUGGAAGGACUCAUACUUACUGUACAGUUUAGUAGGUAAGUACUGUCAGUCUAUCACCAAUGGAACUAACUCCUCUCUUCCCCCCCUUCCCUUCUUUCGCCCAACCAUUAUUUUCCAAUAAAGGGGGAGAGCAAGGAAGAUUUUGGAAGAGGAAUUAUAAGAAAAAGAAAAAUAAUUGAA